ACCGAAUCGACUUCACAUUAAUUUCAGGUAAAAAUGGUUUCACUACGAGAACUCACAGAGCAACGAGGUAACCAGGGCAGAGAAGGAGAGGAGGAAAGGGUUUUAGCCGUGGAGCCUAUCACUAUGAUAGUGCCACCGGAGUUGCAGGAUGUACCGGAAACAGUGGCGUCUGAGAGCAGCGCCAGUUCCCGCACCAGAGACGACGGUGACGACCACCCUAGUGCAUCGUCAAGCAGCUCGUCUACGGAAGAGACACCCAGCCGUGAAGAAGGGGCGGGGGAUUUGGUGAGCAGUGUCUCAGAUCGGCCGGUUAUUGGGGAAUGGGAAGGUGCGACGAUCUCGGGCAGGUUGAGUAACCUACGGAAAGCGCCGAAGGACCUGCCCGGUGGAUUCAAGUUCAAGGCUGCACUUCAUCACGAAGUAGCAGAUUGUACGCCCUCCAUAAGUGGGUAUAAACGGCUGGAGGAGAUGGUGAGGGCGUACCACAUCCCCAAGACCAUAUUGCUGCGGACAGGCGGGCAGAACGAGAGAGCGUGCACUGUGUCGCAAACGGGCUGGAUACCAGUGUACGUGGACCACUUUGACGCCGGCCUGCGAUUUCCCCUGCCCGGAUUGGUGUUCGACCUGCUGGCGGAGUACGAGCUGGCGCUGACGCAGAUAACGCCCAACAGCAUAAGGUUCAUCAUGGGCUUUAUGCUGUUGUGCGCGAGAUUGGAGAUGCCAGCUAAAGCGAUAGUGUUCAGUGGCAAGAUGGAAGAGGCAGUUCGUAUUUGUUCGCGACACGCGGACAGAGAGGAUAAGCAACGACCUCGCUGCCCGGCUGUCCGAAUGGCGAACUCCGAACGCCCACAUCAACUACCCCCAGCUGCUGCCCCGGGAUGUCGACUUGAAGAACCAGCUGCUUCAGUAUGCGUAGGGGGAGGGUUUGAUAGAUUUAGAGGCCCUGGUUACCUCGGAGCAGCUCGCCGUGUUCGGAGUUCCCGAGGGCGUGGGGCGAGCAGCGCGCAACCCCGGCAAACAAGGUUUGACGAGCGGCCACCCCUAGCGCCUCAACCACGCAGCUCUUCACACCGGGGAUCCAGCUCGUCGUCCAGGCUGCGAGCAGAUAACAGAGCUGAGGCUGCGGCCCCGAGUGCAUGCAGACGUGCACGGGAGGAGACAGAGAGCGAGGAGGACGAGGUCCCCCUUGCUAGGCGCAUAAGAAGUGGGGGGACUCAGCCCGCACAGGCAGCUCGCCCUACAACGGUGCAUUCGCCCAACGCACCGUCAGCGACUGUGCGGGCAGCAGUGGAGCCCGCCACUGCUUCUACCUCGAUGGGCCUCAGGAUUGCUUAUCCUGAGGGCUUCACUUAUGUGCGGGCAGAAUUGCAGCCGGCCAUGGUGCAAGCCAUGCACAGUUUUGUGCCCCCUUCUGACAAUAAGCGGGCCAAAGCUUUUGUGCAACAGCAUGGCGGUCAGGUCGCCAUGAUCAAGUUGAUGGAUGCGUUCAAUUACGCGGUGGCACUGUACGAGAGCGAGCAGGCGGCUCGGACAGAGAACACCGAGCUCGGUGCCAAGUGUAAAGAGCUGGCCAUCGAGAAGGCUAGCCUUGUGGACGAUGUGAAUCGUCUACAAGGUUCUGAAAUGGCGAACCGAGCUGCUGCCGCAGAGAGCCGAGCAGACGAGCUCGCCGGCAGGAAUAACGAGCUCAGGGAGGAGCUGGAUCGAGCACGGGCUGAAAAGGAAAGCGGGAUUCAGGCGGCUAAGGAGGAAACCGUCCGGGUUGAGGAACGGGCGAAGAAGGCCGAGGCCGACCGAGACCGCGCUCUGCACGAGCUGGCUUCGUUAAGGAAUCAGGUCGCUGAAGCUGCCCGGAAUCUGAGCGCAGCUGAAGAGGCCUUGAAUGAGUUGAAAGUCACUCAUGGGUGCUCUAUCGCGAUGGCUCGGGCUCAAGGUGCAGAGUGGCUGGUCGGUUCAGCCGCAUUCCAAGACGCAGUGGCGGUGGCGUCUGCAAACGUAACCACGGAAAUCUACAAUGAGAUUCGUGGGAAGGUGCUGCACGACCGCCCAGAUUUUCCGAUCUGCGAGCUGGUCUUCUUUGACGAGGAGGAGCUCGACGAGCAGGGUAAGAGCCUUGCUCCCCUCGCUGAUGCAACUGUGAGGUUGAGGUGGGACUUGAACGAGGAGGGUGUGCCCGUCUGGCCACCGUCCGUGCUGGAGGACGGGGAGGAUCUAGCAGGACUACCCUCCUUUGACGCCUGGGUAGAGGGUGCUCCUGUGGCUGAGCAGGAGCCUUCGAGUACCCCACCGAACUCUCAGCCCGCUGUGUUGCCGGCCAGCUCGCCCGUCAGCGCACCAGCCACUGAGCCAGUAGCCCGGUCUCCCCCAGCUCGCUCUCCUGCAGCUGCUGCUGAUGCAUCUAUGCCCGUCGAUCUGACGGAUGACUAGAUUUAGGGUUUUUUUCUUUUGACUUUUUUGUAUCUUGUUUUUGCAUUUUGUAUUUGAUCAAUGAAUUCAUAGCAUGUACCUUCAAUGUAAAUGUCUUUGAUGAAAUACAAAAUGAACUUUUCU
Messenger RNA from Rubroshorea leprosula, 2550 nucleotides. NCBI's taxonomy places the organism in Eukaryota, Viridiplantae, Streptophyta, Magnoliopsida, Malvales, Dipterocarpaceae. The record is from the annotation of a GenBank genome assembly.